Messenger RNA from Prunus avium (sweet cherry), 1758 nucleotides. Its product is annotated as F-box/LRR-repeat protein At4g14103-like. Lineage: Eukaryota; Viridiplantae; Streptophyta; Magnoliopsida; Rosales; Rosaceae. Gene Ontology annotation, molecular function: protein binding. The record is from RefSeq and is a predicted model, not a curated record.
AGAGAGAGAGAAUGAGCAAUACUUUAGGGUGAGUUUUCUGAAACAGUGGAUUGGAAAGAAGCCUGGAAGGUUCGCACUUCAUAGGUGCAGCAGAGACUGCUAAAACGCUGUCGUUUCGAUGCUCUUCUUGUUCUCAUUAGCUUUCCCCGCGGUUUCUCAACAAUCAAAAAUACUGGACCAACUCACAACGUUACAGUGACAAAAAUGGGUUCGCAGUCAAAGCCUCUCAUACUGGAAAAGAAGCCAAAGCCGCAAGCAGUAGUUAAAGAUUGGAUCAGUGAAUUACCUGAUGCAGUUCUUUGUCACAUACUUUCCUUCCUUCCAACGAAACUUGCUGUGAGAACCAGCAUUCUGUCUACAAGAUGGAAGAACAUAUGGUGGGCUUCUGUUCUCAAUCAAGACUUCGACGACGAAUACGAUCCCUGGAUAGAGAGGGAUGACUCUUUCUCGAUGUUUGUCGAUCGUGUACUUUCCUUUCGUGACUCAGCCGACAUUCAUAAAUUUCGUCUUUGUUGUUCCGGUGUUGAGGAUUUCUCUCGUAUUGAUGGUUGGAUUCGCACUGCUAUUGACUGUAAUGCUGUUGAAUUUGAUCUUCGUGUUCACUCCGAGUCCGAUUACCAGAUUUUUGAGUUGCCUGAAAGCUUUUUCAUGUCCAAAACACUGGUGGUUUUGAAGCUAAAUUCAGAUUGUCUUAGAUAUGUUCCUCCUAAGUCAGGGUGUUUCCCAAGUCUCAAGUUCCUCCAUGUUACAGUCGAUUAUCCUGAUGAUGAAUCAAUGGAAAAGUUUUUUUCUUGCUGCCCUGUACUUGAAGAUUUGACUAUAGAUGGAGUUGUUGGACAUGAUGCAGAUGUUUACAUCUCUGCGCCUGAAUUGAAGACAUUAAGAUUAAGUUUACGUGGUGAAGAUUGUUCUCCUCAGAACAGUUUUUCUAUAAAUGCUCCAAAGCUUGAAAAACUUGAUGUCAGGGAGGGUCGUUUGUCAAAUUACAUUGUGAAGAAUGCGAAGUCCCUGGUCAAAGCCAUUGUUAAUCUCUAUUCACAUGAUUCGUGUUUACAGCUCGACUUCUCUAAGCUUUCAAGUGCGCUUCUGGCAGGAAUUUCCAAUGUUAAAUAUUUGUCUCUUUCAGCUCAUUCGUUGAAGGCUUGUAGUGUGCCUGCUUUUGAUAAUUUGAGCGAAUUGAAGCUGGUUCUUCAUAAUUGCUACGAUUGGGAAUUGCUAACAGAGCUGCUCAAGAGAUCGCCUAAUUUGGAAUAUCUUGUCUUAGAACAUAAUGAAUGUCAGGGUGCGUGUACUAUAUACUCAGAGGAUGAAGAAUACUCGGAGGAUGAAGAAUACUCAGCGGAAUACUUCAACCAUGAAUGGAAUACACCAGAGACCGUGCCUGUUUGUUUGUCCGCCCACCUCAAGAGUAUCACCAUAAGUGGAUUCAAGGGAGACUCUGAUGAGAUGGAAGCGGCGAAGUAUUUGUUAGAGAAGGGUAAAGUUCUGAAUAAGGUGACUAUUUAUGCUGGUGAUUUGCUGUGUAGAAGAGAGGAGUUAGACAAGGAACUUGAGUUGAUUCAGAGGGGUUCGAGGACUUGUCGAGUUGAAUUUUUCUGAGAUGCAAUUUCUAGCUUUUGCAACAAUUGUAUUGAAAAGUCCAAUUCUGGGUUUUAGAAGGAUUCUGUUAUCUUUUAUUUCUUUUGGACGAAAAGUAUUAUGUUAUCAAAAUUGUAAUAUUUAGUAGCCUUUUUUUUGUUGAUAUUAAGAUGAGCCUAU